AAACAUGGGAUUCACUAUCUACAAAACCAACUUAUCAAUGAUAUUGUGAAACAAAAAUAUCUAAAUAUUACAGAUGUGGAUGCUGGAAUAGAAGUGAUCCGGCAACGAUUCUGUAACAAGAAAGUUCUUAUUGUUCUUGAUGAUGUGGAUCAAGAUAUUCAAGCAAAGUCUCUGGCUGGGGACCGUGAAUGGUUUGGUAUUGGAAGUAAGAUCAUUAUCACAAGCAGAAAUAAGAAUAUUUUAAUUGCUCAAAAAGCAGAUGAGAUUUAUGAGCCCAAUGUAAUGGAUUUAAAUGAUUCUCUUGAACUUUUUAGUCAUUAUGCCUUUGGAAGGGACCGACCUCUAGAAGAUUAUUUGGAUCUCUCAGAAACUAUGGUAAAAACUACUGGAGGACUUCCUUUGGCUCUUCAAGUUAUAGGUUCAUCUUUGUAUUUAAAGGGAAAAUCAGUAUGGGAAGGCAUGUUAAAGAAGUUGCAAAAAGUUCCCAGUAAUGAUGUCAUGAAAAGGUUGAAAAUAAGUUAUGAUGAAUUAGAUGAUGAGGAGCAACAAAUGUUUCUUGAUACUGCUUGUUUUUUCAUUGGAAUGAAUAAAGACAUUGCAUGUCACAUAUGGGAUGAGUGUGGUUUUUCUUCGCAAGUAGGACUUGAUGCUCUUUGUGUAAGGUCUUUGGUAACAAUUAGUGAAAAAGGUGAGUUAAAGAUGCACGAUCAGCUUCGGGAUCUUGGAAGGCAAAUUGUUCAUCAAGAGAACAAAGAUGAGCCAGAGAAACGUACUCGAAUAUGGUCUCAAGAGGAAGUCUUGGCUGUAUUGAAUACAAAGAAGGGAACAAGUAAUGUUAAAGGACUUAGUAUUGACUUUAGACAAAUAUCAAGGAGCCAAUGUUUGAUGUGUGAAGGAUUUGCUGCAAUGACAAGACUAAGGUUACUCCAAGUUGAUUAUGCACAAUCUUUUGGGAACUUCACUCAUUCUUUUUCAGAACUGAGAUGGCUUAGUUGGAAAGGAUGCCCCGACCAAAAUGUGCAAACCAAUUUUCGUCCAUGGAAACUGGCAGUUCUUGAUCUAUCACAUAGUAAGAUUACAAAAAGCUGGAUGGGUUGGAACUACAUCAAGAUGGCAGUAAAUCUAAAAGUUCUAAAUCUCACGUCUUGCCAUCAACUACGUAGUACUCCUGACAUUUCAGCAAAUCAACUCUUGGAGGUAUUAAUUCUUAAAGACUCUAUAAAUUUGGAUGAGAUUGAUACGUCCAUUUGUUGUCUCACGAAAUUAGUCAUAUUAGAUAUGAGUGGCUGCUAUAAUCUUGAAUCGAUUCCUAAUCUUCCUUCUAAUUUAAAAUCUUUUGAUGCAUCUUAUUGCACAUUGUUAAUAUCACUCCCAAUGUUUUCAAGCCUGAAAAAUCUAGAGAAGUUGAGCUUUCGAGGAUGCAAGAAGCUUCUACACAUCUCAGGUCUUCCCUCAAGUUUGGCCAGCCUUGAUGUUGGUUGUUGCUCGUCAAUUCUAGACAUAUCAGGUCUUCCCUCAAGUUUGACCAGCCUUGAUGUUAGUUACUGCUCUUCAAUUCAAGACAUCUCAGAUCUUCCCUCAAGUUUGACCAGCCUAAAUGCUGAGUCUUGCAAGUCAAUGGUAAAACUAUCAAGUACAUCAGGAGGCUUGAGAAAUUUAAUGACAUUAUGUCUUGAUUAUUGCACCAGCUUAGAAGAAAUUGAAGGUGUUGGUGAUGAGGGACUGGACUCCCUGCAGUUCUUCUACAUUAAGUGCUGUCCAUUAAAAAAAUUACCAAAACUGACGGCCUCAAAAAAAUUAAGGUCUUUAAUGCUCCAUUGGAACGAUGUCAUAUGUGAUUUUGAAGGUGAGGGUAUGUACUCUUUGGAAGCGUUGGAGAUAGUGUCUUGCCAAUCAUUAAGAAAAGUACCAAAUCUGCCAGAGUCGAAAAGGCUGAGGAUAUUAGAAAUCAAUGACUGUCCAAAAUUAUCCAAGAUUGGGCACCUUGAGGACUAUGAAUCCUUGCAAAAGUUAUCAAUUAGUGAGGUCCCAUCAUUAAAAAUACUUCCGGAUGUCUCAUCCCUAAAGAACUUGAGCUAUUUUAGAAUCAAUCAGUGCUCCUCUAUGGAAAGGUUACCUGAUCUUUCAAACUUAAAAGAGUUGUUGCUAUUACAGAUUGAGGGUUUGGAGAAGCUAACCGAAAUUCCAGGCCUUGACAGAUUGGAGUCCUUGCGAGAAUUGAAAAUAGCAGGAUGCAUAGCUAUAGAAAGAUUACCGGAUCUGUCAAACUUAAAAAUGUUGGAUGGUCUGGAUAUUGAAGGCUGCGAGAUUCUAACCGAGAUUCAUGGUAUUGACAGAUUGGAAUUCUUAGUGUAUUUGGAUAUUAGUGGGUGCGGGUCCUUGGAAAGGUUACCGGAUCUGUCACACUUAAAAAACUUAUAUGGUCUAAAGAUUGAAGCUUGCAAGAAUCUAACCGAGAUUCGGGGUGUUGACAGAUUGGGAUUCUUAAGGAAGUUGGAUAUUAAGGGCUGUGAGUCCUUGGAAAGAUUACCGGAUCUGUCAAACUUAAAAAAGUUGAAUGAUUUAAAGAUUGAAGGCUGGAAGAAUCUAACCGAGAUUGGUGGUAUUGAAAGAUUGCAAUUCUUAAGAAGGUUGGACAUUAGUGGGUGCGAGUCCUUGGAAAGGUUGUCUGAUCUGUCAAACUUACAAGAGUUGUUUGGUCUAAAGAUUGAAGAUUGCAAGAAUCUAACCGAGGUUCAUGGUAUUGACAGAUUGGAAUUCUUAGAGUAUUUGGAUAUUAGUAGGUGCGGGUCCUUGGAAAGAUUACCGGAUUUGUCAAACUUAAAAAAGUUGUAUGGUCUAAAGAUUGAAGCUUGCAAGAAUCUAACUGAGAUUCAUGGUGUUGACAGAUUGGGAUUCUUAAGGAGGUUGGAUAUUAGUGGGUGCGAGUCCUUGGAAAGAUUGCCGGAUCUGUCAAACAUACAAGAGUUGUAUAGUCUAAAGAUUGAAGGCUGCAAGAAUCUAACUGAGAUUCAUGGUGUUGACAGAUUGGAGUUCUUAAGGAGAUCUGUCAAAAUUACAGGAGUUGUAUAG
Molecule: messenger RNA, 3072 nt
Organism: Telopea speciosissima
Lineage: Eukaryota; Viridiplantae; Streptophyta; Magnoliopsida; Proteales; Proteaceae
Product: disease resistance protein L6-like
Exons: 5
Biological process (GO): defense response
Molecular function (GO): ADP binding
Source: RefSeq, a predicted model, not a curated record